Molecule: messenger RNA, 11625 nt
Organism: Nerophis lumbriciformis (worm pipefish)
Lineage: Eukaryota; Metazoa; Chordata; Actinopteri; Syngnathiformes; Syngnathidae
Source: RefSeq, a predicted model, not a curated record
AUGGCUGUGUCCCAAGCAGUGGACGCCUACAAACAGAACAUAGAGAGGGCUAAAGUUGUUCACAGCACAUCACCAGAGCCCAACUUCCCUCUAUCUAUGCAAAGUGAUGAUCGGAAGCAAAGAAUGAAUUACAUCUUUUUGAAGCAGUGUGUCGAAAGCCGCCCAGUCACUCCAUUCCCCCAGGAGUGGAUUAACUCCAUAAAUGGUCAAAUCCCUUCUUAUCUAAAAGACAACCCAAAGAAAGCUAAACUGCUGAAAGAUCUAUUCACAGAAGUCAGUGACAACUUCCAUGAUGUCAUUAUCAAACAUACAGCACGAUGUGAAACCUUUGUCAAAAAUCGUAACUUGAUGGAGGCAAAUUUACACAUUCUACACCCCACAAUGCAAACCCUUUUGGAAAUUGGCCACACAACCUUCUCUUCAAUGGACUUGAUUGAUCUUACAGGAUAUAGGGCUUUCGACAAUGUUGAUAGUAAAGAGUUGCAGAAAAAACUGGCUUUAAAAUGUGAGACAACAGAAGAACAAAUCAUGAAUACCUGGUUCCCUAAAGUCAUCAAUUUAUUGACAAGUCCAAAAACAUUGGGCUCAGUUAAAGAAGAUGUACUAGAUGCCUUCUAUAAAUCUGCAUGCACACUCAUCUCCAAUCAGCUGAAAGCCUUAAAUCAGAGGAGUGUGGAGGCAUUUGUCUAUCCAUUUCAAAAGAAAAACCACCACUUUUUACCCAGCUUUCAUAUGGCUCUUACAUUUGAUGAUGGAAAAAUGGGAAUAAACCCCACCUUACUGGAACUUGAGGAAGAUGUUUUUGAAAUUCUCAAUACAAUAACAAAUACACUGCAGAAAGUGCAGACAGUUCAGUCAUGGCUAGCAGAAUCCACAACUGCAUUUGUGGAUGCCAAGGCCCCUGAUCACACGCUUGCUUGGGCUCAUGCCACUGUAAGGGCAACUGUUCGCACAAAUCUAGAAGAACCUGCUCGGUACUUUCAAAAUUAUGUGGAGAACUAUGACUGGCUGGUCAAUGGAACUGCCCAGACUAGAGUUGAGGCCUUUGUGGAGGAAACCCACUCAUUUGCUGAAUACAUUAAGCAAGUGGAGGAGUUUAGUAGCUUGUCAAGGGAGCUUGAAAAACUCCCAUCCAAAGUUCUCUUUCCAAUGGUCCAGUUGUAUUGUGAGCAGCUGAACCACGGACUGGCUAAAAAAGCCAAAGAUUAUGCAGAAAUACUUAUCAGGAACAUGAAAACCAAGCACAGUGAACAAAAUCUACAGAUCUGUUCAGAAUUUGAAACCAUUCAAGAAACAGCUUUACAUGUGCCAGAGACUACGGAGGACAUGGCCAAAAUGAUUGACUACAUUGAAAUAACUAAGACACAGAAUAUUGCACUUCUUCAUGAAAAGAUAAAGAAAUCCCACCAAAGACUGAGCUACCUUCUUGAUGUCCACAUAUUUGAACCUGAGGAUCUAGACCUUAAUUCAACUGUUUUAACUUGGCCAUUGAAAAUCCAAGAGGUCUUUGAAAUUAGCGACGAGGUUUUGCAGGAGGCCAAAAGAAAAGGGGAGCAGGAGAUGCUUGCUAAGAGAGAAAGGGUCACAGUUCAUCUGGCCAAGUUGAAACGAAGGGUUGACGAGUUCCCGCACUGCUCUGAACUUGAUAUGAUGCAGCAGUACUUGACAGAGGUCCGAACAGUUCAGAACUUUCUUCAGCAGGCUGAAGAAACAAUUGUUGACAUCCACAAAGACGAGGUGUUUCAUCAAUGGGAAGCAACAAAUUUCCCAGAAGUGGAGGUUAUGAGAGACAGUAUUGAACAAUACCAGAAUUUGUUUGGCCUGCUACUAAAAUGGCAACGUGCUCAGAGCAGCUGGAUGGAUGGUUCUUUUGUGGAUCUAGAUGGUGAUGGAAUGGAGGCAAAAAUAGAUGAAUUCUUCAGGGAGAUCUUCAAAAUGUUGAAAUACUUCCAGCAAAAAACAGGCACGAAUAAAAAGGAAGCUCAAAAGAUAACUGCAAUGUCCAGACGACGACACAGAGAUAAUGAUAUAAACGACGAAGAGGGUCCUUCAAAAUUGUGUUCUACUGUACUCGAGCAAGUCAAAGAGUUCAAGGAGUACGUCCCUUUAGUCUCUGUACUGUGCAAUCCGGGCAUCAGAGGUCGCCACUGGGAGCAGAUGUCGCAAAUUGUUGGGUAUGAGCUCACUCCUGAUGCUGGAACAACGCUACGCAAAGUCCUCAAGCAAAACUUAACUCCUUACCUGGAAGAAUUUGCAUCAAUCAGUGCCGCUGCUAGUAAAGAGUUCUCGAUGGAAAAAGCACUGAAAAACAUGGUUACUGUUUGGGAUGGUAUUUCUCUCAACCAUCAGCCGUACAGAGACACUGGUGUGUCCAUUCUGACUGCUUUGGAUGAAAUUCAGGCCUUGCUAGAUGACCAGAUUGUGAAAACGCAGACCAUGAGAAGCUCACCAUUCAUCAAGCCCCUUGAAAAAGAGAUAAAGAUUUGGGAGGAAAAUCUUAUUCGUAUCCAAGAGACCAUUGAUGAGUGGUUGAAGGUGCAGGGUCAGUGGCUGUAUCUUGAGCCCAUAUUCUGUUCUGCUGACAUCAUGCAGCAGAUCCCAGAAGAAGCACAACUCUUCCAAAUUGUUGACAAAAACUGGAAAGAGGUCAUGGAGCAUUGUGUUAAGGACUCAAAGCUUCUAGAGGCAACCUCCAUGCCCGGUCUACUUGAGAAACUACAAGAGUCUAACUGCCACCUUGACACCAUCAUGAAAGGACUAAAUGACUAUUUGGAGAAAAAGCGACUCUUUUUUCCAAGGUUUUUCUUUUUGUCCAACGAUGAAAUGCUGGAAAUUCUUUCAGAGACCAAAGAUCCUCUGCGUGUACAGCCCCAUCUAAGGAAGUGCUUUGAGGGUAUUGCUAAACUGGACUUCCUACCAAACCUCGACAUUCAGGCCAUGUACAGCAGUGAAGGGGAGCGUAUUGCCCUGAUUCAACUCAUCUCCACAGCUGAGGCUAAGGGAGCUGUGGAAAAGUGGCUGGUAAAAGUGGAAGACCUGAUGAUUCGUAGCAUCCGAGAUGUAGUGGAUCGCUCCAGAACGGCCUAUGCUGAAACCCCACGGAACCAGUGGGUAAAGGAAUGGCCCGGUCAGGUGGUGAUAUGUACCUCACAAAUGUUCUGGACCUCGGAGGUACAUGAAGCCAUUAGAGGAGGAGCUGAAGGUGUGAAAAAUUGUCUCCAUCAACUCCAAAAACAGCUCAGUGACAUUGUAGGCUUGGUGAGAGGGAAAUUACCCAAACAAACACGGAUCACUUUGGGAGCACUGGUGACAAUUGAUGUCCAUGCCAGGGAUGUGGUUUUGGAGCUCAUUGACCACGGUGUAGUAAAUGAAAAUGAUUUCCGAUGGCUAGCCCAGCUUCGCUAUUACUGGAGCAACGGUGAUGUUCGAGUUCACAUCAUGAACUGUGAUGUUCGGUAUGCUUAUGAGUAUUUGGGCAACUCUCCUCGGCUGGUCAUUACCCCACUGACUGACAGAUGCUACAGAACUCUGAUUGGCGCUUUCUUUCUAAAUUUGGGUGGUGCUCCUGAGGGCCCAGCUGGAACUGGAAAGACAGAAACCACUAAGGAUCUCGCCAAAGCUUUAGCUGUGCAAUGUGUGGUCUUCAACUGUUCUGAUGGGCUGGAUUACCUUGCUAUGGGAAAAUUUUUCAAAGGUUUGGCUUCAUCUGGAGCUUGGGCUUGUUUCGACGAAUUCAACCGCAUUGAACUUGAGGUCUUGUCUGUUGUGGCCCAGCAAGUCCUCUGCAUCCAGAGGGCUAUUGAAAUGAAAUUGGAGUACUUUGACUUUGAAGGAACCAUGCUUAAACUCAACCCCAACUGUUUUGUUUCAAUCACAAUGAAUCCCGGUUAUGCUGGGCGCUCUGAACUCCCUGACAACCUCAAGGUGUUGUUUCGAACAGUGACCAUGAUGGUGCCCAAUUAUGCACUGAUUGCAGAGAUAUCUCUCUAUUCUUGUGGAUUCCUAAAUGCCAAGCCUCUGUCAGUCAAGAUUGCAAUGACUUACAGGCUCUGCUCUGAGCAGCUUUCCUCCCAGUUCCAUUACGAUUAUGGCAUGAGGGCUGUCAAAGCCGUUCUUGUGGCUGCAGGAAACCUCAAGCUCAAGUAUCCCGAUCAGAAUGAGGACGUACUGCUUUUGAGGUCGAUAAAAGAUGUUAACGAGCCUAAGUUUCUUUCGCAUGAUAUUCCACUGUUCAAUGGAAUCACCAGUGAUUUGUUCCCUGGUAUCUCCCUUCCUGAGGCUGACUAUAAGCUGUUUUUGGAAGUUGCUGAAAAGUGUUGUAAAAAGCACAAUUUACAGACAACAAAGAUCUUCAUGGAGAAGAUAAUCCAGACAUAUGAGAUGAUGACUGUUCGGCAUGGGUUCAUGUUAGUGGGAGAGUCAUUUGCAGGAAAAACAAAAGUGCUGCAUGUUCUCGCUGACACACUGAUUCUGAUGAACGAGAAAGGGUAUGGAGAGGAAGAAAAGGUCAUCUUCAAGACAUUAAACCCAAAGUCUAUUACCAUGGGACAGCUCUUUGGGCAGUUUGAUUUUGUUUCUCAUGAGUGGACCGAUGGGAUUGUGGCCAAUACAUUUCGGGACUAUGCAUCAUCUGUAACACUGGACCGUAAAUGGGUGGUGUUUGAUGGCCCAAUAGAUACACUGUGGAUUGAAAGUAUGAACACUGUGCUGGAUGACAACAAAAAGUUAUGUCUCAUGAGUGGAGAAAUUAUCCAGAUGUCCAAUCAGAUGAGUCUAAUUUUUGAAGCGAUGGAUUUGUCACAGGCCUCUCCUGCAACAGUCAGUCGAUGUGGUAUGAUUUACAUGGAACCUUCUCAAUUGGGCUGGGAGCCUUUGGUGAUUUCCUGGAUGAACACACUUCCUGAUGUUCUGAAGAGUCCUGAGCAUAACUAUCUGCUGCAAGAACUCUUUUACUGGCUGCUUCCACCUUCCUUCGGGAUAGUGCGUAAACACUGCAGAGAAGUUGUCCCCACAACCAACUGGAAUACAUCUGUGUCCUUAUGUAGACUGUUUGAAAUGCUGCUUACUGAACCGCUGAAGACAGAGAAAAAUGAUAAAACGAUUCGCACCUGGAUUAUGGCAGCUUUUUCCUUUUCCCUAGUGUGGUCUGUGGGUGGCAGCUGUGAUUCAAAAAGCAGAGAGAAGUUUAGUGAGUUCAUCAGGGAUAUAGUGUCUGGAAAAAUACCAUAUCAUCCAGUUCCAGAUGUUGUGGGCAAAUGGGAGUGCCCAGUAGAUGAAAAAGGCCUGGUGUAUGACUAUUUCUACAAGUUUGAAGGAAAGGGCAAGUGGAUUCACUGGAAUGAUGCCAUCAAAAGUGUCAGCUUAGGAGACAAAAACACCAUGGUGCAGGACAUCAUUGUGCCUACCAUCGACUCUGUUCGAUACACCUACCUAAUGCACAUUUGUAUCAGCUAUGGAGUGCCUUUGCUGUUGUCUGGCCCUACUGGCACUGGAAAGUCAGUUUAUGUGAAGCAGAAGUUGAUGAACGGUCUGGACAAGGAACUCUUUUUACCCCUCUUAGUCAAUUUUUCAGCCCGCACCACUGCCAACCAAACCCAGAACAUUAUCAUGGCAAAAUUAGACAAGAGACGGAAAGGUAUAUUUGGUCCCCCCAUUGGAAAGAAAUACCUCAUAUUUGUAGAUGAUGUGAAUAUGCCAGCGCUGGAGCAAUUUGGAGCUCAGCCUCCCGUGGAGCUUCUUCGACAGUUUAUGGAUCACAAAAAGUGGUAUGACCUGAAAGAUACAUCUGGCAUCAAAUUAGUUGACAUCCAGAUUAUUACAGCCAUGGGUCCUCCUGGUGGGGGGAGGAAUGCGGUGACAUCUCGUUUUCUGCGCCACUUCAAUAUUUUUAGCAUAAAUUCUUUCAGUGAUGAGACAAUGGUUCGGAUCUUCUCCAGCAUGGUGGCAUUCUACCUCAAGAACAAUGACUUUCCGCCAGAAUAUUUUACAGUUGGCACUCAAACUGUGACAGCAACAAUGGAAGUCUACAAGCAAGCAGUGGAAAACUUGCUUCCGACACCAGCCAAGUCUCACUACACUUUUAAUUUGCGGGAUUUCUCACGUGUUAUACAAGGGUGUCUGCUUGUGAAAAGCAAAUCUCUGGAGAACAAACACACCAUGAUACGUCUGUUUGUCCACGAGGUUUUCCGUGUCUUUUACGACCGCUUGGUGGAUGACCUGGAUCGAGCAUGGUUUUAUCAGCUGAUGACCAAGAUCCUCAAAGAUCACUUCAAUGAAGCAUUCAACCAGGUGUUUGAUCACCUAAAACAAGGCAGUAAAUUGGUCGAGCAAGACAUGCAGAAUCUACUUUUUGGAGACUACAUGAACCCUGACUUCGAGGCAGAUGAACGCUUGUAUGCAGAGGUGCCUUCUGUAGAAAGCUUUGCUGAGGUGGUAGAGGCAUGUCUUGUUGAAUACAAUCAGAUGACCAAGAACCACAUGAAUCUUGUCAUUUUCCGCUAUGUCUUGGAGCACCUGUCCCGUAUAAGCCGUGUGUUGAAGCAGCCAGGAGGAAAUGCCUUGCUAGUAGGAGUAGGAGGAAGUGGGCGCCAGUCCACCACUCGUUUGGCUACGUUCAUCGCUAAGAUGAAACUGUUCCAACCUGAAAUCUCCAAAAACUACAGCAUGAUUGAGUGGAGAGAUGACCUUAAGAAGCUUCUCAAGGAUGCAGGAGUGAAAGGUCAAAAAAUUGUUUUUUUGCUGACUGAUGCUCAGAUCAAGGAUGAGACUUUUCUAGAAGAUAUAAACAGUUUCCUAAACACAGGAGAGGUACCUAAUCUGUUUGCUACUGAUGAGAAACAAGAUAUCAUUGAGUCAAUAUGUCCUAUCGCCCAAGCGAAGAAUAAAAGUCUAGAGUUGAGCCCUUUGUCUCUGUUUGCCUAUUUUCUGGCACGCUGCAAGGAGAACCUUCACAUUGUUGUGGCUUUUAGUCCUAUCGGGGAAUCCUUCCGUACUCGCCUGCGCCAUUUUCCAUCUCUAAUUAACUGUUGUACCAUUAACUGGUUUCAGCCCUGGCCAGAGGAGGCUCUUGAGCGGGUAGCAAACUCUUUCUUAAAGCCACUGGAGUUAAAAGAAGAUGAGAGGAAGGAGGUCAUACUUAUUUGCAAAACAUUUCACACCUCUGCUUGUCAGCUUUCAGAUAGAUUCUUCUCUGAGCUUGGUCGUCAUAAUUAUGUGACGCCCACAUCCUAUCUAGAGCUCAUGUCAGCUUUCAGUGAUCUCCUCACGAUGAAAAGAGAUGCCGUGAUGAAGGCAAAGAAAAGAUACACUAGCGGUUUGGAAAAACUUGCCUUUGCUGAGUCUGAGGUUGGUGAGAUGAAACUGGAACUGGUCAAAUUACAGCCCAAACUGGAAGUGGCACAGAUGGAAAAUGAUAAAAUGAUGGCGGUGAUCGCCGUGGAGUCUGUGGAGGUGGAAGCUAAAAGUAAACUAGUUCGUGUUGAAGAGGAGGCCACGGCUGUUCAAGCUACUAAAGCGCAAGCUCUCAAGGAUGAGUGUGAUAGUGAACUGGCUGAGGCCAUACCAGCCCUAGAGGAGGCAAUUGCAGCUUUAAACACCUUGAAGCCUGCUGACAUCACUGUUGUGAAGUCCAUGAAAAACCCUCCUGCUGGAGUUAAGUUGGUGAUGUCAGCCAUAUGUGUAAUGAAGGGAAUGCCUCCAGACAAGGUGGCAGAUCCCAGUGGUUCUGGAAAAAAGGUUUUGGACUACUGGGGUCCAAGCAAGAAGCUACUUGGUGACAUGAACUUUUUAAAGGAUCUAAAAGAAUAUGAUAAGGAUAAUAUUCCAGAGGACUCAAUGCUAAAAAUUCGUACUAUCUACAUGAACAAUCCUGACUUCAACCCUGCUAAAGUGGCAAAAGCCUCCUCGGCAGCAGAGGGCCUGUGCAAGUGGAUCAAAGCAAUGGAGUCCUAUGACAGAGUGGUUAAGAUUGUGGCACCCAAAAAGGCGAAACAAAUUGAAGCUCAGACAACCCUAGCAUCGGCGAUGGCUGAGUUAUCAGAAAAGAGAGCCCAACUAAAAGAGGUUGAGGACCGUUUAGCUGACCUGAAGAGAACAUCAGAGGAAAAAAGAGAGGAAAAAGUCAAACUUGAAACCCAAAGGGAUUUGUGUCAACAGAAGUUACAGAGAGCUGAAAAACUCAUUGGUGGUCUGGGUGGGGAGAAAACUAGAUGGUCGAAGGCUGCUGAUGAUCUGCAAAACACAUAUGACAACCUCACUGGAGAUGUCCUUAUUUCUGCUGGUGUCAUUGCCUACCUGGGUGCUUUCACUUCCAGCUUCAGACAGAAUUGCACCAGUCGUUGGAUCAAAUUGUGUCAAUCAAGGAGCAUCCCAUCGUCAGAUGAUUUCGCUCUCAGUAAGACCUUGGGAGAUCCUAUUAAGAUUAGAGCAUGGAACAUUGCUGGCCUCCCCACUGACUCAUUCUCGAUUGACAACGGUGUCAUUACCUUUAAAUCACGUCGCUGGCCCCUGAUGAUUGAUCCCCAGGGUCAGGCAAACAAAUGGGUGAAGAAUUCAGAGAAAGACAACAAUGUGCACAUUAUCAAAUUAACCGAUGAUGAUUAUAUGAGAACCGUAGAAAACUGUAUACAAUUUGGAAGCCCAGUACUACUUGAAAAUGUAGGAGAAGAAUUGGACCCCUCACUGGAGCCUCUACUCCUGAAACAAACCUUCAAACAAGGUGGUGUGGAAUGUAUAAAACUAGGGGAGAGUGUGAUUGAGUACUCCUCUGAAUUCCGCUUCUACAUCACCACCAAGUUGAGGAAUCCUCAUUAUUUACCAGAGCUGGCCACCAAAGUGUCUGUGCUGAAUUUCAUGAUCACUCCUGAGGGCUUGGAGGACCAGCUGUUGGGAAUUGUAGUUGCCAAGGAAAGGCCAGAGCUCGAAGAGGAAAGAAAUGCACUCAUCUUACAGUCAGCUGCAAACAACAGGCAACUAAAGGAAACUGAGGACAAGAUCCUUGAGACACUUUCUUCCUCAGAGGGAAAUAUUUUGGAAGAUGAGAGUGCAAUUCAGGUCUUGGACUCUGCAAAGAUCAUGUCCAAUGAGAUUACAAAGAAACAAAAGAUUGCAGAGGAGACUGAGAUUAUGAUAGCCGAGUCGAGGGAGUGUUACAGAUCGAUUGCCAAACACUCCUCUGUCCUGUUCUUUACUAUUGCCGAUCUAACCAACAUUGACCCAAUGUAUCAGUACUCUCUGAGCUGGUUUGUCAACCUCUACAUAAACUCUAUUCAAGACAGUAAAAAAUCCAAAAUCCUGGAAAAGAGGGUCAUGUACCUGGUUGAUCACUUCACCUAUAAUUUGUUUUGCAAUAUCUGUCGCUCCCUAUUUGAGAAAGAUAAACUUCUAUUCUCCUUCAUCCUCUGCUGCAAUCUGCUUCUGGCUAAAAAGGAGAUUGAGUACUCUGACUUGAUAUUCUUGAUGACUGGAGGAGUGGGCCUGCAAAAUACGCUUGCAAAUCCUGAUCCAAGCUGGCUGCAAGACAAGAGCUGGGAUGAAAUUUGUCGAGCCAAUGAGCUUCCUGGCUUGAAAGGAUUUAAAGACGCUUUCAUUCGGGAUCCAGAACUUUUCAAGCCUAUUUUUGACAGCAAAGAUCCAAGCACAGUUCCUUUGCCCUCCCCUUGGGAUGAAAAACUCAAUGAACUGCAGAAGAUGAUCAUUGUACGCUGUCUAAGGCCUGACAAGAUUGUGCCGGCUGUGAAUCGUUACGUGGUAACUAAGCUAGGGAAAAAAUUUGUACAGCCCCCUCCUUUUGACCUAAGCAAGAGCUACAUGGAUUCUAAUGCCACCAUCCCACUACUGUUUGUGCUUUCUCCUGGUGCUGACCCCAUGGCUAGUUUACUGAAGUUUGCUGCUGACAAGAACAUGGGUGGUAACAACUUCCAGUCCAUUUCUCUGGGACAGGGCCAAGGACCAAUUGCGAACAAAAUGAUAUCUACGGCCAUGCAGAAUGGGACCUGGGUGUGUUUGCAGAAUUGCCAUCUGGCUGUGUCUUGGAUGUCCACAUUGGAAAAGAUUUGUGAGGAAUUCAGUCCAGCAACAUGCCAUCAGGACUUCAGACUUUGGCUCACAAGCUACCCUUCGCCCAAGUUUCCAGUGACCCUUCUUCAGAAUGGAGUGAAAAUGACAAAUGAGCCCCCGACAGGACUUCGAUUAAACAUACUGCAGUCAUACAUGUCUGAUCCUGUUUGUGACCAAGCCUUCUUUCAUAAUUGUACAAAUAAGGAACUGGUCUGGGAAAAGCUCCUGUAUGGCCUGUGCUUCUUCCAUGCACUUGUUCAGGAGAGAAGAAAGUUUGGCCCACUUGGCUGGAAUAUUCCUUAUGGUUUUAAUGAGACUGACCUUCACAUAAGUAUCAGACAGCUCCAGUUGUUUAUCAAUCAAUACGAAGAUGUGCCCUUCGAAGCCAUAACUUACCUGACCGGAGAAUGCAACUACGGGGGCCGUGUAACUGACAAUUGGGAUCGGCGCCUCCUCAACACCAUGUUGGCUGACUUCUAUAAUAAAGAUGUUGUGGAUAAACCUUCUUAUCCCUUUUCACCCAGCGGUGACUAUGUUGCCCCACCUAAAUUGUCCUAUGAUGAAUACCUUCAGUUUAUCAGAGAUCUUCCACUCAGCCAGCAUCCAGAAAUAUUUGGGAUGCACGAAAAUGUGAGCAUUUCAAAGGACCUGCAGCAGACCAAGGUGUUGUUUGAUUCACUGCUUCUCACCCAGGGAGGAGGUGCUAAGGGAGGAGGUAGCUCUGGGAAUGACAGUGCGGUGUUUGACAUAGCAAAUGACAUCCUCACUAAGCUUCCAAACAAUUUUGACCUUGAAAUAUCGCUCAAUAAGUACCCAGUGCUUUACAACGAGAGUAUGAACACUGUACUUGUCCAAGAAAUGGAGCGCUACAACCAUCUGAGCACUGCCAUCCGUGUGAGUCUUCAGAACCUGCUUAAGUCCCUCAAAGGCUUAGUGGUUAUGGAUGCUGAGUUGGAGGGAAUUGCAAAUAGUCUGGCAGUGGGCAGGGUUCCAGAACAAUGGGCCAAACGCUCAUACCCCAGCCUCAAGCCCCUUGGCAGUUACAUUAAUGAUUUUCUCUCAAGGCUUGGGUUUUUGCAGGAAUGGUUCAAUUUCGGUAAGCCCAGUGUGUUCUGGCUGUCGGGAUUCUUCUUCACCCAAGCCUUUCUAACAGGGGCUACACAGAACUACGCCAGGAAAUACAACAUUCCCAUUGACUUGUUGGGCUUUGACUUUGAGGUUUUACCUAUUGAUCAGUCUGACAUGCCUCCAGAAGAUGGUGUCUUUAUUAAUGGUUUGUUUCUUGAUGGAGCUCGAUGGGACAAGCAAAGUGGAGUAUUAGUGGAGCAGCAUCCUAAAAUCCUCUUCGAUACAGUGCCCAUUAUCUGGAUAAAACCUACAAAUGACAUACCAGAUGAAUCUGACGAUCGCUACGUCUCUCCUCUCUACAAGACCAGUGAGAGGAGGGGCACUCUUUCUACAACAGGACACUCCACCAAUUUUGUUGUUCCAAUGUUGUUGCCCACUACCAAGCGCCCUCAACACUGGAUCAAGCGUGGUGUCGCGCUACUCUGUCAGCUAGAUGACUGA